AUGUCUACAUUCUUUGAUGAAAUGAAAAAGUCCUUUGCGGAUGUUCCUAUUACUGACAAAAAAAUUGAUACUGCCAGCUUUUUAGAAGCUUCUGAGUCUUUAAUCAAAUUGUUCGACUUGUUAGGCUCUUCAGCUUUCCAGGUUGUACAGAAGGAUAUGACAGGUAACAUUACCAAAAUUCGUACUAAAUUAUUGGCUGAUCCAGCUGGUUCUGGUACUUUGCAAGAUUUAGUUUUGUCAGAAGCCAACACCAAGACCAAAACUGCUACUCAAGGUUUAUUGUGGUUGUCUCGUGGUUUGCAAUUCACCAGCCAAGCUAUGAGAGAAACUGUUGACAACCCUUCCAAAGAAUUAGCUGUCACUUUUACUGAUGCUUACUCCAAAACCUUAUCUCAAUAUCACGGUAUGUUGGUCAAGCCAAUUUUCAAGUUAGCAAUGAAAGCUUGUCCAUACAGAAAAGACUUCUUUGAAAAACUUGGUGCUGAUCAAACGAAGGUCGCGGAACAAUUAAAGACUUGGUUAAAGGCAUUAGAAGACAUUGUCCAGAUUAUUCUCGAUUUCUUUACCUCUGGUAACUACGGUAAAGGUUUAUAA
Debaryomyces hansenii CBS767 is the source of this 594-nucleotide messenger RNA. It is a transcript of the gene HET1, whose product is annotated as Het1p. The transcript has a single exon. The record is from RefSeq and is a predicted model, not a curated record. Lineage: Eukaryota; Fungi; Ascomycota; Pichiomycetes; Serinales; Debaryomycetaceae. Gene Ontology annotation, molecular function: ceramide 1-phosphate binding; ceramide 1-phosphate transfer activity. Bases 1 to 594 code for a protein of 197 amino acids. Gene Ontology annotation, cellular component: membrane; cytoplasm; cytosol. Gene Ontology annotation, biological process: ceramide transport; intermembrane lipid transfer.